AUGGCAGAGGAACAACAACAGCCGCCGCCACCGCUGCCCGAUGCCCAGCAGCAGCAGCAGCAGCAGCAGCAGCAGCAGCAGCUCCCCCCCGGCACCCCCGGCCCCGGGGUGGCCCUGCCAGCCCUUGUGCCCGGGCUGCCAGGGACAGAGGCCAGCGCGCUGCAACACGAGAUCAAGAACUCCAUCUGGUAA
Messenger RNA from Pipistrellus nathusii (Nathusius's pipistrelle), 192 nucleotides. Lineage: Eukaryota; Metazoa; Chordata; Mammalia; Chiroptera; Vespertilionidae. The record is from the annotation of a GenBank genome assembly.